This is a messenger RNA of Ectocarpus siliculosus, 2688 nucleotides long. Lineage: Eukaryota; Phaeophyceae; Ectocarpales; Ectocarpaceae. The record is from the annotation of a GenBank genome assembly.
AUGGGCUGGUGGAAGAAGACGUGCCUGGUAAAGCUGGUGCGCCGAAGACAUGACGGGUUUCUGCACGAGGCGUUGUGUUCGUGGAGGGAUGAGACGAGGGACGCCGCGACCCUGGAGAUGGUGGAGAGGGUAGUCACCAGAAACGCGCGCCGGAAGUUACUGCAAACAACCCUCAGAGCGUGGUCAGAAGGGGCGAGACGCCGCCGCCGCUUCGCCGCAACGUUCUGGCGGGCGGCGCGGGCGGUGAGGAGCCUCGAGAAGCGGCAGCAGCAUGGGGCGUUCUUGGCGUGGAGAGUCGCGGCCGUGAACGAAACGAGGAGAGCCGCUGACAUAUCGGGCGCUUGCGCGAGGUUGAGGGCCGUCCGGAAGCGACCAGGACGGCUGCAACUGGCCAGCGCCUUCAGCAUCUGGGCCAGGCUCUCCGCCGCUUCCUCCCACUCGGAUCGCCACGCCGAGAUCGCCGCGUGCACGAAGCGCCAAAGAGCCGUCCGAACCUGCUUUUCCACUCUAAGGUCCAACGCCUCGCUGCGCCGAAGGGCUCGCCGGGCCCUGUUCUCCCUCGACCGGCGCUGCAGCCUGCGCCAGCUGGCGAGGGGCUGGGGCGCCAUGCUCAGGGCGGCGGCGACGGCUUCCGCGGAGAGGCGGUCCGGCUUGAGGCUUAGCAGGGCGGAGGCGGCCGUGGCGGCGGGAAGGCUGGCGACGAGGACGAGGGCGCACCGAACGGCCCGGAGGCUGCUCGGGGUGGCGAGAGGUCGCGCCGCCCUCGAGGCGUUCGUGGCGUGGAGGGGGCUCGUGAGGGAGGGCAGGGGCGCGCGCUUGGGAGCGGCGGCGCUGGCGGGAAGGUCCAGACGGCGGCGGUUGCAUGAAGUCUUCGGCAGCUGGCGAGGAGAAGCUCUCGCCUCGUCUAGGCUCCGAUCGCGCGCUCUCUCCCGCAUCUCCCAGGCGGCCCAGAGUCUCGUAUCGGAGGCGUUUUCGACGUGGAGGGAAGGGUCCCGGCAGGCUCACGGCAAGGCCAAGGCGCUGACGGCGCUGGCGAGGGCUUCCGACCGGAGGCAGUCCGACAGAGCGGAGAUGCGGCUGGCGCUGAGGACGUGGAGACGGAACGCUUGCGGCGGUGAUGGUGACGGUGGUGGCGGGCGUGGUGGCGACGGAGAACCGAGGGGCGGUGGGAUGGCGGAUGGCUUGGAAGCGAUGGCGGGGGCGUUCGUGGAAGCGGCGGCCGCUUUUUCGACGGCUUCUUCGAUCCCGGAAGUGUUCACGCUCGUGGAAGAUUUCGUUUCGGAGGUGGCUGUUUCAUCGCGGGGGCGUUUGCUCCUGCUGAAUGGCGAGCCCGGGGGUGGCAUGUUUUGCCUCGAGUCCGACCGGCGGGCACCGCCCGACCAAGACCCUUUGGAGGCGUCGUUUCCCAUCGGCAACGGACUCGUCGCUCGGUGCGUCGCGACCGGCCUCGCCUUCCAAACGAGGCGUGGCGGAAACGGGAGCACUGGUGGCGCAUCUCCCCCCCGCUCGUCCCGCCGUCUCUACAGCACCAGCGGAGCGCUCGAUGUCGCUCUGGCGGGUCCCGCGGACCUCCACGCCCUCCCGCCGCAGGAGAGGGGUUACGGGUUCGUGUCGAAGUCGCCUCCGCCGGGAGGGGGCGGGCGAUGGUGGAGCGAGUCCGAGUCUCCGUCUCCGAGGCGGCGGCGGCGGCAGCGGCAGCGGUCUCCUUCUCCCGCAUGGAGAGAGCAGCAGCACAGAGGGGAUGAGGGUCAUCGGCCACCGGACAAGGGCUUCUCCGGCAGAGAGAUGGCUGCCCUCGCUGUUGUGGCCGGACAGGCGGCCGCGGCACUUCGGCGAGUAGGAGCCGCAGCGAGCGAGAGAGAGGAGGUAUUGGAGGAGCUGGACGCGGCGGCAGCGGACAGGGUCGACGAGACACAGAAACGGGAGGAGGCGGUCAAGGAAGAGAUGAAGCACCUGCGCGAGGCUAUGGAACACGUAUCGGGGAGCGCAAAGGGACUCGCGAGACAGAGAGAUGAAGCUCGGGCCGCGCUGGCAAGGGCUAAGGGAACACUACGGCGCAUGGUACCGGCCCUCCGAGAAGCCCGCGACCGGCAGCUUGGGUUCCGGCACUACCACGACCUAAUCGUCAACAUGUCGAAGAACGUUCUGCAGGAUGGCGAUGGGGCCAACCCGGAAGCCGACGAUGAGCGAGGCCGGAAGGGUGGCGUUGCCCCGACUCCAUGUCACGCCGACCGUGGCGGGGGUGGCAACGGCAUCCACCGGUGUUGUCGUGACGCUAGUGUCGGCAGUCAUACCCGCCAUAACAACAACGGCAGCAUCGGUGAAGACAUGGGUACAAGAGGCAAUAGCCCGGGGGCUACAAGCACUAUCGCUAUUUUUGGUAGCGAGGGUGGUGGCGUUUCUGGAAUCCCAGGCAGACAAGGCCCAAGGCUUGCCGCUGGUGGUGGAAGUGCUCCCCUCAGCGAAUGUGGGUUCAAGGUAUCACCUUCUUCUCCCAGGGAUAAGGCGGCGGCAGCAGUGUCAUUUGCUCGAAGUGGAGACGACGGGGGUGGGGACAGAUUUGGCCCAGAAAUUUUGACCGUUUUGCGGGAGACUGCGGCAGCCGGAGGCGGGUCGAGGGUGGGGGUGGGGGCGGGCACGCUGAUGCGGGAUAGGGGUAGAUCUCGAGGGCGGCAACAGCGGACGUAG